CCGCGCUCGCUGCAGAACGGACAAUGGCGAAAGUCUACUGUCUCAAUGCCGUGUGUCGAAGUUGGUACUGUCGGCAGCGGUACCGUCCUCGCCCCUCAGCAAGCCGUCCUCAAGGGCGCUCAUCAAGCGAACCCUGGCCAAAGCGCCUGACAGCUCAAACCCUAACCAGACCGCGGGUGACACCCUGCAGGACGGCGGUUUUCUUCUCAGUAACCUCGGACUGGCCGUGACCUGCUCUGAGCCUGCAUCGCUGCUCGCGCUGAGCGUUAAUGCAUCUCAUUGCAGCCUCUUCCUACAUCUUUCACAGAAAGAAAACUAUUCUGGUUCCCUGUCCGCGAUAUUCCUGGCCAAAUCUCGGCUGGUCUGAAAUCGUCUCGUUGCCGGCCGUUAUGCCGCAUAAACACGCGAACCAGUCUACUACUCCCCCUCCCAUCGACUUCAUCGUCUCAUGGACGCAUCACUGUACAAGGACCUUGUCAUUUCUCGCGGCCUGGGACAUCGCUACUGCAUCUCCCCUCCCCAGUCCUCCAAGCCGAUCCUGCUAUUCUGCCGUGGCUUCCCAUCCACGUCUCACGACUGGCGACACAUCGUGCCUCGCUCGAACGACAAGGACUACGGCGUGCUUGCCUUAGACAUGCUCAGGUAUGGCGGGACCGACAAGCCUACCGACCCGGCGGCGUACCUCCCGAGCCUGAUAUCGAAAGAUAUCGGCGAUGUUUUGGAUGCCCAGAAGUGUGAGAAGGUUAUCGCCGUCGGCCAUGACUGGUGAGCUCAGC
Messenger RNA from Phanerochaete carnosa HHB-10118-sp, 776 nucleotides. RefSeq lists its product as uncharacterized. The record is from RefSeq and is a predicted model, not a curated record. Gene Ontology annotation, molecular function: catalytic activity. The coding region runs from base 449 to 769 and encodes 106 amino acids. NCBI's taxonomy places the organism in Eukaryota, Fungi, Basidiomycota, Agaricomycetes, Polyporales, Phanerochaetaceae. The transcript has a single exon.